AUGACUGUGAUAUCAUUAAGAAAACAUCCGCUGCGAGAAAAGGACAUGACUCGAGCAGGGAAAGCUCUACGUGAUGCGCAUGCGCCGGGGAGAGAUUAUUGUCUACGUGAGCCACCUAGCAAGUACCCCACUAUGAGUUUACGUAUUAUCGCUAAUAUACGCGGAAACAGUCACAUUUCUAGAAAUCUCGCUUUCGUGUAG
Messenger RNA from Leptosia nina, 201 nucleotides. The record is from the annotation of a GenBank genome assembly. NCBI's taxonomy places the organism in Eukaryota, Metazoa, Arthropoda, Insecta, Lepidoptera, Pieridae.